Molecule: messenger RNA, 2399 nt
Organism: Monodelphis domestica (gray short-tailed opossum)
Lineage: Eukaryota; Metazoa; Chordata; Mammalia; Didelphimorphia; Didelphidae
Gene: ORMDL3
Product: ORMDL sphingolipid biosynthesis regulator 3
Cellular component (GO): endoplasmic reticulum membrane
Source: RefSeq, a predicted model, not a curated record
AUUACGUCACGCUGCGUCGCGGAAAGGUGACGCUCAAAAUUCUGCCAGCGGGGUUGCUGCUGUCGUUCUUACCGCUGCCGCUUCUGGUAGUUACUUCUGUUCAAAGAACCCACGGCUCCUGGCCGCCUCCUGCCCGCCGCCCUGGGCUCCUCGACCGUCUGGCCCUGAGUGCUGUGGAGCAGCUGCCUCCAGUCUGAGAGGAAGGGCUUCCGAGAGCGGCGGCCCCAGGGGCGGCAAGAUGAAUGUGGGCACGGCGCACAGUGAGGUCAACCCCAAUACGAGGGUGAUGAACAGUCGGGGCAUCUGGCUCUCGUACGUGCUGGCCAUCGGGCUCCUCCACGUUGUGCUGCUCAGUAUUCCUUUUGUCAGUGUCCCGGUCGUCUGGACCCUCACCAACCUCAUCCACAACAUGGGCAUGUACAUCUUUCUACAUACAGUAAAGGGAACUCCCUUCGAGACACCUGACCAGGGUAAGGCACGGCUGCUCACUCACUGGGAACAGAUGGACUAUGGUGUCCAGUUCACGGCUUCCCGCAAGUUCCUGACCAUCACACCUAUUGUGCUGUAUUUCCUAACAAGCUUCUAUACCAAGUAUGACCAGCUCCACUUCAUCCUCAACACGGUAUCCCUGAUGAGCGUGCUGAUCCCCAAGCUGCCCCAGCUCCAUGGCGUCCGGAUUUUUGGGAUUAAUAAGUACUGAGGGCCCAGCCCCUUCUUUGCCCUACCCUGGGGAAAUCUGAGGAGAUGAAGAUAAAGGGGGCCUCCAUGCCCAGAGACUGAUACUGAGCCUAUGGGCCUAGUUAAAGCUCUCCUUUUCCCCUACUUCCUCCCCAACCCCAGUAGUCAAAAUGGAGUAGCCUUUAGUGGGGUUAGAGAGGGGGGUUCUCCCCUGUUCCCCCCUCCUCUCUCAGUGGCUUUGUUCCCUUUUUUAUUUUUCCCUUUUGGAUAGAAAAUAAACGUGGGAGGGGUUGUGUGGUACUUCAGUGGUCUUGGCCACCUGGGCUGAGGAGGGACAGAGGAUGUUGGGAAACCCCAUGCAUUCACUGUGACUCUGGCCAAUGCACUUUAACCCCCUACUCCCACCCUCCAGGCAGGGGGCAGAGGGAAUGGUACAGCCUCUAUAUUUCACUUUAAUUCUCUUGGUUGACACUCAGUGUGCAUAUGUGCGUGCUUGUUUGUGUGUGUGAGUGAGUGAGUAACCAGAAAGACAGACAGGUAUGAGUCUAUGCAUGCAUUUCUACCUUCAAAGGCACAAAAGUGUCUGUUUAUCCAGCAAGCUAAGUCCAUUGGGUACAUGAGACCUUGGGAAAGGUGUUUAGGUCCUUGGGAGUGGGGAGGGUACUGUGAGCACUGAAGGAAGCUCUGGUUUAUUAGCCUGGGGUGGGAUUAGGGACUCUGUGUGUGUGUGUGUGUCCGCCCCCCUGGGCACACACAUGAGAGUACUCAAGUGAGUAUGUCUGUGUAUGCCUGUAGGGGGUCAGGGCAGAGGCCAAUAUAGUGAGUUGUGAACUUUUGAUGCUAGAGAGUAGCAAAAAACAGAGUUGCAAAUGGAGGUACCUUUUCUAGGUUCUUAAGCUAGUUUGGAGCAGAAAAGGCCCAAAGGACUCUUCUGAUAAGUGUGGGGUGGAGAGGUGAAGGGAUGAGAGUCUGUCCCCUUUGUUAGUAACUCAUCUUUGGGUCCAUAGUGUUGGUGCAGAGGGAAAUCUGAGCCCUCCAAGGAUUGUCACCUAUGGCUGAGGUCACCCUGCAUUGGUUUCCUUUGAAAUACAGGUACUUCCUUUGGAAAGGAGAUGGGGUAAGGAGAGAGGUCUACAGUAGAGCCUCUUGUAGCCGGUAGAAGAAUAUCUUCCCCUCAGUCAGCCUCUUUCCUCCCCUCACUUCUAGCACUUCUUGGCUAGCGAUCAGGUCCUUUUGGUCAUACAGUGUAGAUUGCAAGGAUGGAUGGGCACAUUGUUAGUAUUUGUUGAUUAGCCCCCUUUUUCUUACUCUUGAGGGUAUCUGCCAUUUGGAGCUGGCAUUCUUCAGGUAGGCAUGGCUUACUGCCCCAGAGCUUCUCUUCCUAGUAGCCAGGCCACUGAGAAGAGGGAAGAGGUGGGGCUACUUUGGAAGACAAGGGGAUGAGAGAGAGAGCAAGUGUGUGUGUGUGUGUGUGUUUCUGCACAAGAUCCUGUGUGUUCUGAGACACUUCUGGUCCCUCCCCAAUGUGUGAGGGAAGAGGGGUGGUCACUAUGCCUUGUUCUCUGUCUCUUGUUCCCCCUCCCUCACAACCCCCAAACCCAUGUAUUAUAGGGAACUUUCAACUCAAAACCUUUCUAAGACAGUGUGAAUAGAAUUUUUACUCCCCCUUUGUACAGUAUUCUGAAAGAAGCAAAUAAAAGGCAGUGUGUUCCUGUCUACCA